Messenger RNA from Alternaria atra, 1452 nucleotides. RefSeq lists its product as uncharacterized. Lineage: Eukaryota; Fungi; Ascomycota; Dothideomycetes; Pleosporales; Pleosporaceae. Bases 1 to 1452 code for a protein of 483 amino acids. The record is from RefSeq and is a predicted model, not a curated record. The transcript has a single exon.
AUGCAACCUUCUAUCUCUACACCUGUAGCUUUACCUGUACCCGCUAUAGAUGCACCACCCUUUAUUGAUACCUCUUUGAAGGAGACAAGCAUGCGCCAAGCGGAAAACCCAGAAGACAAUGGCGAUCAGCAGCAGCACCAUGAAUCGCAAGACGAUGUAGUCUCAAUAGCGGCCAUGAUUCUUCAGGACCAGGAGCCAUUCGAGACAUUCCAGCACAAAGUCGUCGAACUAGCCGCAAAGCAAUUCCCUCGUAGCCCGAAGGAUAUAGCAAUUUAUCAAAUGAAGGGUGGCUCUUACAAUCGAGUCGUUGGCGUUAUCAUCUCAUCGAAGCCGAAGAAGUCUGGCUUACACUGGUUCCUGCGCCGCUGCCUAGGCGCGCGGGGGAAGAAAGCGACCCCAAAGCUCGAACCUUAUAUUGUGCGCAUCCCGCGCACAAGGUAUGAGGAUGAAGAUCCCGCAGCUACCAUGGCCAGACACAUGGAGCGCAAAGUGGCAAUCUUGAAGACGGUCGGCUCACGGCUACCUUCGCCGGUUCCCAAAGUCUUCAGCUAUGAUCUUACCACUACGAACGUGUUCGAACGGCCGUAUAUGAUUCAGACGCGCCUCCCUGGUCGAAACCUUUGGCUGGAGUUGUGGAGUCAACUCAAUGAGCAGCAAAAGAAGUACGUUGCCAAACACAUUACCGAUCUUGCUCCUGUCAUCGCUUCAGUCGAAGGUCUGGCUGGCAAUAUAUCGUCUGGAAACCUGUCGCGACCAUCCACUUCCUCAAUCUACGUCGACGCAUUCUAUACACAAGCCUACGACGAUCAACAAACAUGCAAGCCGACAUUGACCCGUAAGCCCAUCGAUCACCUUCUGGAGCGAUGCGAGCAGUGGCGCGCAUGCGAGAGGUCUACCGGGUUUUGCUUCGAAGAAAUCUGGGACGGCUUUGGAGCAAUCUCAAAAGCUCUAGAAAUUCGCGACUUCUUGUAUGGGUCGUGCGUACUUGUUCACGGCGAUUUGAAGCCCUACAACCUUCUUGCGGAGGUACGUAAUGAGACCGAAGUUGAUAUCACGGGUGUUAUCGACUGGGACUCGGCGAUCAUUGCGCCUGAAUUCAUGGCUUAUAGAGCACCAUUCUGGCUCUGGACGCCCGAGGACAUGGAUAGCGAAAAGGCGGAUGAAGAGACUAUGGCAAGCUUUGAGCCCAUUUCGGAAGAGGGCCAGGGACUGAAGCAAGUGUUCCUCGAGAAUGCGUCGGAGAAGUACAAGCUCUACGCGUUCGCACCAGAGGCGAUGCUUGCCAGACGCAUGUUUCACAUAUUGCAGGAGAGCUUGCGUAGUGCUUGGGAGUUUGAAGAGGCGAAAAACGUGAUUCGAAAGUGGAAUGAACUUCACCCUGAGGAUGGUGUUCAGUACCCUGAUUCUGAUACGGACUCUAUAUCUGACGCACAUCAGGAUGAUUCUAAGUGA